Messenger RNA from Peromyscus eremicus (cactus mouse), 1598 nucleotides. RefSeq names its product zinc finger protein 58-like. Lineage: Eukaryota; Metazoa; Chordata; Mammalia; Rodentia; Cricetidae. The coding region runs from base 99 to 1430 and encodes 443 amino acids. The transcript has 4 exons. Gene Ontology annotation, biological process: regulation of DNA-templated transcription. The record is from RefSeq and is a predicted model, not a curated record.
CCAGGAAAUUCCUUUCUGGCCUUCAGUCCACAUGUGAGUAGUUUUCCCAAAGUUGGGCGCGAGUCCUGCCUGCUGUACGUUCCUCUUGCGUCUCUGACAUGGAGGAAAUGCUGUCCUUCUGGGAUGUGGCCAUUGAGUUCUCUGCAGAAGAGAGGGAAUGCCUGGAGCCUGCUCAGUGGAAUUUGUACAGGGAUGUGAUGUUGGAGAAUUACAGCCACCUUGUGUUCCUUGGUCUUGCUGUGUCUAAGCCACACCUGGUGACAUUUCUGGAGCAAAGACAAGAAUCUUCAGAUGUGAAGAGACAAGCAGCAGCCAACGUGCAGCCCGGAACAACACCCAAUGAUUAUAACGUUUACAACAAGGCCAUUGAUUGUAACUCAAUGUAUAUUCCACACCAGAGAAUUCAUACAAGGGAGAAACCCUACAAAUGUGAAGAGUGUGGUAAGGGUCUUAGUUCUCAUAAAACACUUUCCAUACACAAGAGACUUCAUACUGGAGAAAAAUCCUACACGUGUAAAGAAUGUCAUAAGGCCUUCAAUACUCGUGCAUCACUUUUUAUACACCAGAAAAAUCAUACUGAUGAAAAAUCUUACAAGUGUGAAGAAUGUGGUAAAUCAUUUUACUAUCCUUCAAUGCUGAAGCAACAUCAAAGAAUUCAUUCUGGAGAGAAGCCCUACAAGUGUGAAAAAUGUGGCAAAGCUUUUUAUGAUCCUUCAUUCCUGAAACAACAUCAAAGGAUUCAUUGUGGAGAGAAACCCUACAAGUGUGAAGAAUGUGGCAAAGCUUUUUAUGAAUCAUCAUUCCUUCAGGUACAUCAACGAAUUCAUACUGCAGAGAAACCCUACAGGUGUGAAGAGUGUGGCAAGUGUUUUUGUUCAUCUUCAUCUCUUAGAGGACAUCAAACAAUCCAUUCUGAAGACAAUCCCUACAAGUGUGAAGAGUGUGGCAAAAGGUUUUCUUACUUUGCACACCUCAAACAGCAUCAGACAGUCCACACUGGAGAGAAAUCAUACAAGUGUGAGGAGUGUGGUAAGUGCUUUUCCUUAUCUUCAUCCCUUAGACGACAUCAAACAAUUCACUGUGAAGACAAUCCUUACAAGUGUGAAGAGUGUGGCAGAUGUUUUUACUCAUCUUUGUCCCUUAGAAGACAUCAAAUAAUCCAUUCUGAAGACAAUCCUUAUACAUGUUUACAAUGUGGCAAACGGUUUUCCUAUUCUAGAAGUCUUCAAGAACAUCAAACAGUUCACACUGGAGAGAAACUAUACAAAUGUGAAGAAUGUAACAAAGCCUUUCGUUACCACUCAGGCCUUAGGAAACACAAGAGAGUUCAUACUGGAGAAAAACUAUACAAGUGUGAAGAGUGUGAUGAUGUUUUUCCUCAUCUUCAUCCCUUAGACGACAUAAAAAGGAAAAAAGAAAAUUCAUUCUGAAGAGAAUCUCUAAAAGUGGGCAGAAUGUGAUAAAGACUUUGCUGAUUUUUGUAUCCUUACUCAACAUAUGAUAUAGUUCAUACAGGAGAGAAAUCCUACAAACGUUCUAAAAAUUUUUUCUCUUCAACCCUUAAAACACAUUAAAUGAUUCAUUCUGACUACAAACUC